Phacochoerus africanus (Common warthog) is the source of this 5891-nucleotide messenger RNA. RefSeq names its product KIAA1755 ortholog. Lineage: Eukaryota; Metazoa; Chordata; Mammalia; Artiodactyla; Suidae. The record is from RefSeq and is a predicted model, not a curated record. The transcript has 14 exons. The coding region runs from base 289 to 3894 and encodes 1201 amino acids.
GGCGGUGGCCUGGCUGCGCCGCCCGCGGCUCUCCCCGGCUCUCCCCGUUCCCAGUCUCCGCUCCUCUCUUCUCUGUCUCCAUCCACCCGCCCCCCUCGCCACCCCCCCAACCCCCGUUUCCCUGGCUCCCCUUGGAGAUGAGGCCAGAGUUGGCGCCCUGAGCCAGCCCGCUCCGUCGGCUCCAGGACUAGGCCGGGGCCAGGGUCUGCGCAGGACAGAGCAACGCCGGGCGGGACCCACGGAGCCGGUGUCCAGGAGAGAAGCAGCCGCCGCUUGCACCCUGUCACCAUGGACCCCCCAUCCCUGGACACAGCCAUCCAGCACGCCCUGGCAGGCCUCUAUCCCCCUUUUGAAGCCACAGCUCCCACCAUCCUGGGUCAGGUGUUCCGUCUCCUGGAUUCUGACUUCCGGGGCGAUGGGCUGAGUUUCCUCCUGGAUUUCCUGAUCCCUGCCAAGCGUCUGUGUGAACAAGUGCGUGAAGCAGCCUGUGCCCCCUACUCACACUGCCUGUUCCUGCACGAGGGCUGGCCAUUGUGCCUGCGAGAUGAGGUUGUGGUCCACCUGGCACCCCUCAAUCCCCUCUUGUUGCGCCAGGGUGACUUCUACCUCCAAGUUGAGCCCCAGGAGGAGCAAUCCGUUUGCAUCAUGAUCAAGUGCCUCUCUGUGGACCUCCGCACAGUGGACGCGAAGCCUAUUCCUGUGUCAGCCUAUGCUAUGCUUUUCACCCAAGCCUGGCUGGAGGCCAUCAACAGUGACUUUGAAGGAGGUCCCCUCCACAAUUGCUUGGUAGCUUCAGAAGAUGGGGUAGUCUCUGUGCCCUGGACCAAGAUAACCAGCCCAGAGUUUGUGAAUGACAGACCCCAAACAGAGAAUGUCCUCUCCCCAGCCUGGGGGUCCCUUCAAUUAGAGGCACUGGAUUUGAGCAGCUCUCAAGAGCUGCACCAGGCCAGAUCCCCAGGCAGCCAGGUGCUGCUCACCCGGAGUUUGGCCAGGGGCAAGAGCAGGACGCGUGGGAACAAGUACCCAGGACUCAUCAAGGUGGAGCCAGCUGGGCCUGGGGAGGUGGCCUUCAGGAUGGACGACGUCACCAGCCAGGACUUGGAGGGAGAUUAUGUGGCUCUUGUGGACUUUUCCCAGGAGAGCAGAGGAGGGUCUCCCAUUCAGGAGGUGGGCACAUCCAGUGGGUACCCUUUGGGGGCACUGGAGGAGCUAGCUGGAACUAAGGAGAUCCCUUUCUGUGAAAGGAUGCUGCCUCUCUCAUGGGCCAAAGGGGGGUCUUCCUUGGAAAAAUGGGCUUGUGAGAAGCCAGAAAGCUUGGAAGAGGAACUCUGCGUCUGGGGUUUGAGGGGAAAGCUUAAUGAUAAAGUUCCCAUGCAAGACUCAGAACACCAGCCCCAAGACCCCUACCUCCACGUCCUUGUAAACCCACUGCAUUAUGUCUCUGGCCUCGGGGCAGGUGUCUCAGAAGAGCCGGCUGCCACCAAGACACAGAGACUUCUGGGAAACCCAGAGAGUAUGGUCCAGCUCAGGCCUAAACCAAAACAAGCAUCCUCUCCCCGGCUGCGCCCAGCUUCUCCUUGUCCUGCUCCAGCCCCUGAAAACAGGAUGGAAGACAGGACCAAACAGGGAAGGGGGAGACUUCCCAAGCCUGUGACCAGCCCAGGUCAAAACACCUCCUCCUGCAGGUCCCCCACAUCUCGGCCCAAAUUCUCAUUCUUAAAGGGGCUGAGGCAAGCUGCUGUGCCCACCGAGAAAGCCUCACUCCAGCCCGAUGGGCCCUGGAAGAUCUUGUGUUUGCUCUACUCUCCCAAACCCAGCCGAGACCGGUGCUUGGGGAAAGCUGGAACAACUCAGACCAAAACAUCUGGCCCAGACGCUGACUCAGACCCACUGACAGAGGAAAAGACUGGCUUCCCAGAGGCUUCUGCAGCCCCUCCAGAAAAAAGCCCCGCUCUGGAUGAGGAACCACCAGGGCUUGAGCCCAGGAUUGGGGCUUUGAGCGUGGAGGUCCUCCAUUCCAGGAUAGCAUCCCUGCCAGGCGGCCGGGACAGGGCGGGGCGGCCUCUGCUUCUGGUGUCAACCAGCAACAGCCUCUGGGAGGCGCCAUGGUGCACGGCCUCAGAGGUCACCAAGCUGUUCUCCUACCUGUGCACCAUCCCCAGGCCUGAAGAUAAAACCCAGGGGCUGGCAGUCGUGAUCGAUGCCAGGAAACAGCCCCCACAUCCUGGUCUGGUCAGUGCCCUGCAGGCCACCCAGGCUCUCAUCCCAACCUCCAUCGGUGCUUUGCUCUUCCUGGGGGAGAAGGAGAAUGCUCUCCAGCUGGAGGCGUUACCUGGCAUCCAGGUAGAGGUGCUGCCCUCACUGAAGGCCCUCAGCCACCACGUGGACCCCAGCCAGCUGCCCACGGCCCUGGAAGGCCCCUUCCCCUACUGCCCCGGCGAGUGGGUGCAAUUCUUCCAGAAGCUGGAUCCUUUCCUUGCUGACCUCCGGAGGGCCUCCUCCUUGCUAAAGGCGUCCAUCAAGGAGUUGGAGAAGGGUGACCCCCCUGGAGGGGUGCAGGAGGCCGCCAGGUGUCUGAGCAAGUCCAAGGAGCUGAUGGAGGCCGUGCUGAGGGACCCAGGCCUGCUGAGCCUCCAGCGCGAAGGCGGAGCCACCCUGGCCCAGCUGCAGCAGGAGGGCAGCAGGCUCAACUUCAACCCAGACGUCAGGAGCCAUCUGGCUGAAGCCACUGCCCUGUACAGCCUCGUGGACGAGCAGCUGCAUGUCCUCGUCACCGCAUCCAACCACCUCCUGAGGAGGCUGGGGCUCCGUGUCCGCCUGGGCCGCCUGGAAGCCGCCAUCCACCAGGUCAGCAACUGGAUGGAGCAGGAGGGAAGCCAGUACCUGCAAGUGCUGACCCCCAAGGAUGGAAGCCUGGAGACAGUGGAGAAGAACCACGCCAUGUUUGAGGACUUCUUCCUGCAGGCUGCGGCCCAGUACCGCCGUGGCCUGGAGCUGUCCAAGCAGGCGGCCCAGCUGGAAGCUGCAGCCAGAGGGGCCGGGGAGGCAGGAGGAUCGGAGCUCCCGGAGCUGGCGGCCUUCGCCUUCACCCAGCGGGCCUUCCAGGCUAAGCUGACCCACUUCUACAUGGCAGCCGAGCGGCAGCGCACGGACCUGGAGACGCUGCUCCACCUCCACCGCUUCUGCAAGAAGGUGACCUGGUUCCAUAUGGACUGCCAGGACCUGAUGACACAGCUCAGGCUGGGCAAGGCCCAGAGAGCCAGCCCUGGGGACCAGCGUCGCCUCCACCGCUACCUGCAGCGCCUGGCGUCCGAGUUCCCGGCCGAGAAGCUCACAGCCAUGGGGCUGCAGGUGGCCUCACUGAGCCAGGAGGGCCUGGGCCAGGACCUGUGGGAGGAGGCCCGGGAGAGACACGAGGAGAUCCAGACCCUCCUAAAGAAGGCACUGGCCCGCUGUCCCUGCCCGACGGGUCCCCCUGUCCUCCCAGCACGCCUGGAAGUCCGAGAGGUGGCUGCCAAGCGCCAGGGGACGAAUGGAGAAGUCACUCCCGAGGGAGGACGGGUCCUGCCCCUCCCAGACUCACCAGGCCUGGAUCGUUCGGCCAAAUCCUAUUGGCCUCCUUGGGCCCCCAGACGGGGGCAGAACAGAAAUGUCCAAGCGGCCCCUCCGCCCCAGGAAGCUGGCCAGGCUCUCGAGGCUGAUGGAGGCAAAAGCCCCCACGGGCCCCUGGAUCCUGCCCCUGAGGGUUUUCUCACCACCCUCUUCUCCUGGCAGCGGCUCCCCAGGCAGAGUCGGGGCCCCCACGCUGCCGGGGGCAGCUUCUCCUCGGAGGGGACAGGCUCACUGACGUCUCUGGAGGACUCACCCCACACAAGUCCCCCUGCGUCCCUGUAGCCAGGAGUUCCCGUCAAUCACAUCAGACUCUGGGGUCGGAGGGGUUGUGGGGGGGCCUGCUAGAUGGAGCUGGGGCACCCCGGAUGACCAGGACAUGGCUGAGUUCGGCCUCGCUGAGCUCAGAGGACGAGAACCCGCUCCUACUCCCGGGCCCAAGGAAGCUCCAGGAAGACCCGACUCACACGUUCAGAAAAGUCAGCGUGGCGGGCAAUGCUGGACCACUUGAGCGUGGGACUGGCUCCCAGACCCUGGAGUCCCAUCGUGGAAAGAGCUGUUGGGACAGGCUCUUCCACAGGCCUCCGACUUAGGCAGGCAGAACCCCCUGCUGGGGUUCAGGGGUACACAAACUCCCCCCGAGGGCCCGAGGGGCAGAGUUGACUUUGUAUAGAACCUGGGGUGGGGUGACUUGGGAGUGGCUUUUGUCUUAAGGUCCUACGAAACAGACCCUUGACAAGGGUUCAAAUGCACGUUUAUUUGGCAGGGAUCCCAGGAACCACUGGCGGAGGAGCCGGGAGGCGAGUCGGGAAAGGAAUAAAGGGUGUGCUGUCAAGAGAAUUACCGCAUGUCAUUUUCUCGCUGGCAUCACCGGCCUCGGGCAGAGAGAAUCACCUGCUGGAGGCCAGUCAGUGCACGCGGAGCGCGGAAGGGAGGUGGGCCGUCUGCUGCCUCUCUGUCACUUGGCUCCUCCAACUCAAGAUCAAGGAACCCCAGAGAGGACCCCCUCCCGCUCCCAGAUCUCUCUCUUCCUCCCCUCCCCACCAGAGCUCCUCGGAGCCUGCCAUCCUCUCUCUACUGCAAGCCCCACCUCUCUUUAGACACAGGCUCUGGUGCCCAGUGUCCUUGGGUUCUGCUGGUCGUUGGGGCUGGGUGGGUUAGGGAGCCAUGUCCCCAUCCAGCAGGUGGGGCGGGGGAGGGUGGAGGAGGCCUUUCCACCUCUGUCUCAGAGCUUCCAGAAGACAGUGAGCCUUCACGCUGCCCAGAGUGACCCUGGCUAGUGCCUCCCCUGAAUGCCAUUAUCCUGGGAGCGUGCGCCUGUCUCUGCCUUAAUGGGAUGCAUCACCAAGAUGGCCUCUGGUAGCCUAGCCCUGGAAUUUUCCUGGCUUGGGAAAGAGGGUGGGGUACACAUCCUCCCACAAAUUGAGGCUGUGGAAGGAGAAGGAGGACAGGAGGAGGCCUAGGAGGACAAACAGGGUUUCUCAGGCGUCAUCUCGGCAGAGAGAGCCACACAAACCUCAAUGCUCCAAAUGUCUUCAGGAAUCUUCCGGGGCUCAAGAUUUCGUCAAGAGUGGUCUGGGGCCGGUCUGCCUCAGAACCACGAGCAGAGCCUAUCAAAGGCAACUUCCUAAGGGAUCCCACCCCAGUUAAUUAAAAUCAGACCCUUGGGGCCAGGGGUGGCUGGAAUUGCAUUUGUAACCAACUGCUUGGUUUCCCCCCCUGCAACACAGUGAGGCAGGGUACUGUUGGGAAACACUUGGGGUCGAGGUCUGAGCACCCACCUCCCCGCCCCCGCCCCAAGCCAGCUCUGAUUCUUGAAUUCCAGUCUCCUGACUUCUGUCCAGACAGGCCUAAGAAUGCAGGAGGCAUUUGAUCAGCCCAUCUCCAUCUAUGCCUAUUGCCUCAGAGGGGGGCUGAAGGCUCUUAAAAUGCUGUUGCCAUAGCAACAGCAUCCAGCCAGUGGGGACCACAGGCAGGGAGCCAGGGUACCUGGGGUGCAAGGAUGAAAACUGACUUCUGAGAGACUACAGCUACUGUGAGAGAUGAGGGGGGCUGCGGAGGGGUAUGGAUGAUCCAAGAAUCCUUGGGAGGGAGGGGUCCCCAAAGCUUUCUUAUGCAUCCUUCUGUUUCUAAAAUGAGCCAAAUUCUAACAACUUGUCUACUCACAGCAGCCCAUGGGGGAAAGGAGGAUGCAGAAGUGAAGUAUAAUAAUAAUAUUAAUGGAAAAUAUUUAUCCUGCAUUUUUAGUGCCUGACUUGGUAUUAAACCCUUUAAAAGCUUUA